Molecule: messenger RNA, 804 nt
Organism: Geodia barretti
Lineage: Eukaryota; Metazoa; Porifera; Demospongiae; Tetractinellida; Geodiidae
Source: the annotation of a GenBank genome assembly
AUGUAUGUCCGAAGCCUCAAAACGGGCGGAAGGUCCAAAGCAGGUCCAGCAGCAGCAAUAAGCCAAUCGACCACAAAGCCCUCUACCAGUUUGUACAAUACUUUUCCCCCAGACGCCUCUCUUCAGAAGCUGACGCCCUCCGAUAUCGGCACAUACGCCGAGAGUGUCAACGGCACAGGAACGACUCCCCAAGCAACCGGGCAACUUCAGGCGGUCAAGGAUUUUCUUGCAUACGCUAAGAAGAGCGAAGGGCUAACCGAAGAAAAUCUUGCACGAUAUGUUCGCAUUCGCAAGGCACGCAGCCGCUCCGGCGCUACCGUUGUUUCCAGCGAGUCGCAGCCUAUUGAACUGACAUCCGAGGGGCACACGCAAUUGGUUGGCCAGCGCGAGCGGCUAUUAGUUGAAAGCGAGUCGCUCGUAGUGGAGAUACGCAGGGCGCGUGCGGAUGGUGAUGUAACAGAGAACUCGCCGCUGGAUGCGGCGCGCGAGGAGCAAGGGCGAGUCCAGGCGCGAAUCAAGGAGAUAACGGCGACGCUGGAAAAAUCCGUCAUUAUCGAAGAGGGACAGGUACGGGACAGCAAGGUGGUGAAGAUUGGCGCGCGAGUCGAGGUAAGAGAACUCAUAAGCGGCGGCGAGCCUAAGAUUUACACGCUUGUGAACAAGACAGAGGCGAAUCCACUGGAGCUUCGUAUAUCGGAUGAUUCUCCGAUGGGCAAAGCGCUAUUGGGGAAGCGGGUCGGUCAGAAGGUGCCGGUCGUUACACCACGCGGCAAGCUGAAUUACGAAGUCAUCAGCAUCGCCUAG